CCGGGGCCCCCGCGGAGGAGGGGGGGGCCCCCGGGGGGCCCCCCUCGCUGCUGCAGCAGGCGUUCGAAGAGCAGCAGCGGCUGAUGGAAAAGAAGAGACAAGUGCUGGACAAAAUGGCGGAGUUGGCGCUGCUGGAGACGAAGUGGGGCGAAGCUUUGGAAGCAGAAGGAGAAGGGCCUUUGCUGCAGCAAAUCGCAGCAGCAGCAAAAGAGUUGGAGACACUGCAGCUGCGGAAGCUGGAGCUGCAAGGAGACAGAGUGCGUUUUCAGAAGCAGAGUGCGGAGUUGGAGGCGAAGCAGGACGCGCGGCAGCGGCUGCAGCAGCAGGUGCAGCAGCUGCAGCAGCAGCUGCAGCAGCAGCAGCAGCAGCAGCAGCAGCAGGAAGCCGAACUCGACGAACUCGAGGCCGGCCUCCGCGAACGCCAGGAACAGCUGCUCGAACUCAAGACCGAGAUCGAAGCAGCAAGGUCUCGGAAAGAAGAACUUGCUGCUGAGUUCGAAGAAAGGAGACAGCAGUUUCUCGAGGCGCUGUCUCCUUUGGAAGCAAAAGUUGCUGCUAGGGAAAAAGAGGGGACAGCUCUUGAGGGAAUCCGAAAAGACGGAAUUGAUAAAGUGAGGAAAAUGAAAGAACAACUUGCAUGCAGGACUUUGCUGCGGGAAGCAGUGGAGAGACACCGCAGGAUGGAGACAGCUGAGCGCGACGCAGCGGAGCAGCAAACUGCAGCAGCAAGGAGACAGAUGCGGGAGGAGUUGGAGACACUUGAGGUGUCUCUGCGGCGGGACGAUUUGCUGCCAGCAACGCGGAGCGUGCUGCUGCAGCGGCGCGCGCUGCUGCUGCAGCAGCACCGCGAAGCAGCGCAGCAGCAGCUGCAGCAAGCCCGCGGGGCCCAAGGAGACCUUUUUCUCGCCCUCGAAGCCCGCAGCAUUGUCCGCCACAGAAGCAACUUGGGUCUCUGUCGAUUUCUCGCGCAGCAGCAGCAAGGAGACCCCACAAACGCGGCCAAGGCGCAGCAGCUGCUGCUGGCGCUGCAUGCGUUUGAGCAGCAGCGCGGGGAGACGCUGCUGCUGCUGGAGCGGGCCCGCGGGCUCGCCCGCAGCAGCAACUUGGGCCCCGAGGUGCAGCGGCUCUUCGGAGACAAUCUGUCUCCUGAGGAGGCCUUGCGAGCUGCAGCAAAGGACUUGGAGACAGAAAUCGAGGAGACACAAAGGCGGCUGGCCCUCAGCAGCAAGCGCCGCUCGCGGGCGCGCCGGGCGCUCCUCGCGCUGCCGCCGGAGGAGACGAUCCCGGGGAUCGGCCCUGGGAUCGUCUCCGCCCCACAGGAGACGAUCCCGGGGAGCGGCGAGCCCGGGAUCGCCUCCGCCCCACGAUCCCAGUGCGCGGACCGCGGCCCCACAGGGGCCACGCGGACGGAGCUGAAGCAGCAGCUGCAGGAGGCUUUGACGAUGGUCUCCUUUUACUCGCAGCGGCUGCUGCUGCUGCAGCAGCAGCAGCAGCAGCUGCCGCGCAGCUACCCAGACCGCCUUGCUGCAGCAAGGGCCCUCUGGGCCCAAGCAGCAAAAGACUUCACCACUUCCGAAGCAAAACUCGAGGCCUGUGGGGCCUCCCCGGAGGCCCUCGAGGCCCUGGGGACAGCUCAGGAGGGUCUCCUGGAAGUGGAGGACUUUGCGGAGGAGACAGAAGAGGAGCAGCGCGACGAGGAGACACUUGCUGCUUAUCCGGAUGAUGAAAGUGUCCCCGACGAGCAGCUGCUGGCUGUCCCCGUCGUCGACUCCGUCUCCUUCGUCGACAUGCUGCAGCAGGUCCUGCUGCAGCAGCAGCAGCAGCAGCAGCAGCAGCAGGAAGAGCGGGGGCCGCAGCAGCAAGAGCGGCCGCGCGAGGAGGCGGGGGGCCCGCUGCAGCAGCAGCAGCAGCAGCAGCAGCAGCAGCAGCAGCGGGAGGAGACGCUGGGGGAGGUGGAGGCCAGGGCCAUUGUGGACCUGCUGCAGCAAAAGGAGACUCGCGCGAAGGAGACCCUCGAGGCGCUGCAGCAGGAACUCGGGGCCGACGACUUGCUGCUGCAGCAGGUGCUGCAGCAGCAGCAGCAGCAGCAGGAGACACCAGGGGCCCCCGAAGCAGCAGCAGAAGAAGAGUUCGAAGAAGACUUCGAGUGGGUGCUCCAGGAAGCUGGGGAGACACCCGAAGCUCCGGAAAUGGAGACACAAAUGGAGACGCAAAUGGAGACACAAAAGACAGAAAAGGAGACACAAAAAGAGACACAAAAAACAGAAAAAGAGACACAAAAAGAGACACAAAAAACAGAAAAAGAGACACAAAAAGAGACACAAAAGACAGAAAAAGAGACACAAAAGGAGACACGAGGGGGCUUCGUAAGGACUUUGGAGACUGUGGAGGAACUGACGGAAGAGAGUUCCCAAGAGGAGGCGCAUCAGGAGACGGAGACAGAAGCUGCUGCUGCUGCUGCUGCAGCAGACCGAGCAGCAGAUGCAGCAGCAGAUGCAGCAACAGACGCAGCAGCAGAUCCAGCAGCAGAUCCAGCAGCAGAUCCAGCAGCAGAUCCAGCAGCAUAUCCAGCAACAGACGCAGCAACAGACGCAGCAGCAGAUGCAGCAGCAGAUGCAGCAGCAGAUGCAGCAGCAGAUGCGGCAGCAGAUGCAGCAGAAGAUGCAGCAGAAGAUGCAGCAGAAGAUGCAGCAGCAGAUGCAGAAGCAGAUGCAGAAGCAGAUGCAGCAGCAGAUGCAGCAGCAGAUGCAGAAGUAGAUGCAGCAGCAGAUGUAGCAGCAGAUGCAGCAACAGAUGAGGCAGCAGAUGAGGCAGCAGAUGCAGCAACUGAUGCGGCAGCAGAUGCAGCAGCAGGUGCAGAAGCAGAUGCUGCAGCAGAUGCGGCAGCAGAUGCUGCAGCAGACGCAGCAGCGGGGACGGAUGCUGCAGCAGAUGCUGCAGCAGACGCAGCAGCAGGGACGGAGACUGCAGCUGCGGAGACAGAAACUGCAGCAGCAGGAACGGAGACUGCAGCUGCGGUGACAGAGACUGCAGCAGCAGAGACUGCAGCAGCAGAGACUGCAGCAGCAGAGACUGCAGCAGCAGAGACUGCAGCAGCAGUUGGAGAAGCUGCAGCAGAGGGGGCUGGAGAAGACUCAGAAGCAGCAGCAGCAGACACGGAAACAGCAGCUGCUGCAGAAACAGCAACAGCAGCAGCAGCAGACACGGAAACAGCAGCUGCUGCAGAAACAGCAACAGCAGCAGCAGCAGAAACCGAAACAGCAGCAGCAGGGACAGAAACAGCAGCAGCAGAUACAGAAACAGCAGCAGCAGCAAAGACAGAAACAGCAGCAGCAGAAACCGGAACAGCAGCAGCUGAAACAGAAACAGCAGCAGAGACAGAAACAGCAACAGCAGCAUCAGCAAAAACAGCUCCAGCAGCAGCAGAAGCUCCAGCAGCAGCAGAAGCUCCAGCAGCAGCAGAAACUCCAGCAGCAGCAGAAACAUCAGCAGCUGAGGCGGAGACAGCAGCAGCAGAAACCCCAGCAGCUGAAGCAGCAACAGCAACAGCAACAGCAGAAGCUGCUGCAGCAGAAGAUUCCGUGGAAGAGGAGGAGGGAUCGACGGAGACAGGAACAGAGGGAGCGAAGGAAGGCGGACCCCACAACGGCCGCCUUAGAAAGAGACUUUGGUUUAUUUUACAGCAGCAGCUGCUGCAGCAGCAGCAGCUGCAGCAGUGGCUGCAGCAGUGGCUGCAGCAGUGGCUGCAGCAGUGGCUGCAGCAGCAGCUGCUGCUGCUGCAGCAGCAGCAGCAGGUGGACCAGCUGCGGCCCGCAGUGUCUCCCGUCUUCGCCGGCUGCUUAGUUCGUCAUUUGGGCCUUGGCGCUGGAGUUUGA
Molecule: messenger RNA, 3875 nt
Organism: Eimeria necatrix
Lineage: Eukaryota; Apicomplexa; Conoidasida; Eucoccidiorida; Eimeriidae
Exons: 2
Cellular component (GO): NuA4 histone acetyltransferase complex
Source: RefSeq, a predicted model, not a curated record